This is a messenger RNA of Venustampulla echinocandica, 2829 nucleotides long. RefSeq lists its product as uncharacterized. Bases 1 to 2829 code for a protein of 942 amino acids. Lineage: Eukaryota; Fungi; Ascomycota; Leotiomycetes; Helotiales; Pleuroascaceae. Gene Ontology annotation, cellular component: nucleus. The record is from RefSeq and is a predicted model, not a curated record. Gene Ontology annotation, biological process: DNA-templated transcription; positive regulation of transcription by RNA polymerase II. The transcript has 6 exons. Gene Ontology annotation, molecular function: DNA-binding transcription factor activity, RNA polymerase II-specific; zinc ion binding; sequence-specific DNA binding.
AUGCCUGGCGGACCGGGCUCGAUGUUUGCGCAAAACGCCUCAUAUAUGGCGAAUGCUCCCAUGACGGCCAGUCCAUCAUCGCCCAAUGAUUCGGGCGACGACGAUCCCGCCGCCGUGCACUCAGGACAGUGGCAGCCGUCCGGUGGCUCAGGUCAGGCCUCGCCAUCGUCGACGUCACUCCCACCGCGCACGCCCGCGCCUUUGCAGAAGCGUCGCCGAGUCACUCGGGCCUGCGACGAGUGUAGAAGAAAGAAGAUAAAAUGUGAUGGGAAGCAGCCAUACUGUACAUACGACCAGCCGUCCAACCGGAGAAGGAAUCCGGCACCGCAGUAUAUUGAAGCUUUGGAGAAUCGUCUUCAGCGUGCGGAGGCUCUGCUACGCACGUUCCUACCAAAUGUCGAUCUCCACGACCCAAAUAUCGACGCUACAAUACAGCAACAGCUACAAGCGAGGGGCGCCAAGCCUUUUCCCACAGCAGAGUCCGCAUCCAAGCCCACCGAAACUACUGAAGAAGAGCAAGAUGCGCCUCUCCGAUCAAUGAUCGCAUCUACCGGCCAGCUUGACCUUGAUGAGAAUGGGCGGUGGGAUUUCCAUGGUGGAUCAUCUGGUACAGUUUUUGUUCGGCGGAUGCGGGAACAGUUCGGAGGCCUACUAGGAACUGAGAAUAAUGGGCCCCUCUUCCCUAAAGUUCCGCAUCCUUCAACCUUUUUAAACUCCCCCGGCUCUUCCGCCGAGUCCCCCCUAGAUUCCGGCCUUCCUAAUACCAUGGAUCUGCCUAGCAAAGCGACUGCAAAAGUAUUGUGUAGUAACUCUCUGGAUCUUGCAUGUUCUGUACUGCGCUUCGUCCAUCAGCCAUCCUUCUAUGAAAUGGUCGAUAGGAUAUAUGAUACGCCGCCGGAAAAUUACGGUAACGAGGAGAAUCGAUUCCUGCCUCUACUUUACGUUGUACUGGCGCUAGGAUGUAUGUUCGUCGACUCAGAAGGUUCCGAGAACACCACGUACAAGACCGGUAUCGAUCAAGGGAUUAAAUUCUUCCGAGCGUCGCGUCAGAUGCUAGAGAUUACGGAUUGCCGCGAUAUCAUGUCAUUGCAGUCCAUAAUCUUCAUGAUACUUUUCCUGCAAGCUUCCGCGAAUUUAAGCACUUGCUAUUCCUAUAUUGGAAUUGCUCUGCGGUCGGCUCUACGAAUGGGCUUACAUCGAAAUCUCGCUGGCAAUUUCAACCCAAUCGAUCGGGAAGUCAGACGACGAGUCUUCUGGGUCAUUCGAAAGAUGGACACCUACGUUUCGGCGUUAUUAGGAUUCCCUCAGAUGCUCAGUUACGAUGAUAUAGACCAGGAACUACCCGUGGAGGUAGACGACGAGUACAUCACCAAGGAUGCCAUUCUCCCUAUGCCCGAGGGCAAAACCUCCCUUUAUGCGGCCUCCAAUGCACAUACACGAUUAAUGUCGAUUCUUGCCAAGGUCUGUAAAUACAUAUAUCCAACCAAAGGUGUCGAAAAGUCUGCCCAGGGGUCUGCCAACUCGUCGUAUGUCAUCAGCCAUGCCAAAAUUCGGGAAAUCGAACAUGAUCUGGUUCAAUGGCUAGAUAAAUUGCCAAUGGCACUCCGACCUGGUGGUGAGCCGGAGCCGGGUUUUAUUAGAGUUCAGCAGCUUUUACGUCUAGCAUACGCCCAUGUGCAAAUGAUGCUAUACCGACCAUUCCUCCACUAUGUCUCGCGAAAGACAAGUGGGGGCAAAAAUCUUGACGAGCGAUCAUACGCCUGCGCUGCUGCCUGCGUCAGCGUGUCAAGAAAUAUUGUCCAUAUUACUACCGAGAUGAAAAAGAGUGAGCUGCUACUUGGAGCAUAUUGGUUUACCAUGUACACAACCUUCUUUGCUAUUUUGUCGUUAGUAUUCUUCGCUGUCGAGAAUCCGGACAAACCUGGGUCCCAGGAAAUUCUGGCGGAUGCGAUUGACGGAAAAGAUGCUUUGAAGGGCCUUUCCCGAGGGAGUCAAGCUGCUGAUAGGUGUUCGCAAGCUCUGAGGGCGCUGUUUGAACAGCUACCGCAAAGACAAAAAGGAAGCCAUGUUACCCCUAUUCUUCCAAAGAAUAAGCGGCCUGCUGCGUCGCCGAACCUUUCCGCUCAACGAGAACCUAGUUCUCAUGAGCAAUCGCUGCAUGAUCCGGGACCAUCUAUGGGAUUGCCUGGACGGGCUACAACCUUCCCCAUGGCGGCACCUAGUCAGAAUGCCAAUAAGCCUACGUCUCCGUUUGAACCUAACCAGUUCCAAAUGAAUACCAUAUCAAACCCGAGUCUUCGACAAAGCUACCUUGAUCUCAUGUCACCGGCGGACCUUUCCACUACGGGGACACCCGAUUCUGGCAGCACCUCAAAUAGCAUUCAGCAGCCACUCUACCCUCUACAGCAACCAUAUGUUGGUAACUCGGUUCCUGAUUUGAGUGCCAUGAUGUUUCCAUCCACAGACCCGUUCGCUUACCCACCGAACCAACCAAUGAUGGAACUCGAUAACGUCAAACAUGAAAACCUGGGCAACUUCGACAAUUCUCAAAACCAAGGAAUGUUCAUGCCAAGCAACACAUCUGCGCCGGGUGUCUACGACGAUCUCGAGGGGCAGCUUUUUGGACCUUUACCACCCUACCUAAUCCAAGGCCAACCGAAUUUCGAUUUCCAAGGCCAGACAGACCUCGGCGGCGGGAUGAUGUCUGGCCUCAACCCUCCAAACAUGAACUACAACCCCGGACUAGCACAAAACGGUGAUAUGAACUUCGUACUUUCCGACAACGAUGAAUGGAACAACAUGCUCGCGGACCAGAAAUACCGACUAUAA